AGAUGUCACUAGUAUCUGGUAACAUAUAACUUACAUGGGGUAUGUCAUGAAAAUUUCAAAGGGCCAAUCAAAAUACGAGACAUAUUUACUGCUUCAAUUAAAAAAUUUUAAAGUUUUUAAUUUAUUUUAGUUUUUUACGUGUAACUACACUAAUAUACAACAAAAAUUAAAAUAAUGUUGAGUUUAUGAACAAUGGAUAUACACUCUAAACACUGAUGCAUCACAGUCCACAUGAUUAUUGACGAAAGUUACGUUUGAGGAUAUCUAAAUUGAAGGCAAUUGCUUUGUUUAUUUUUCAGUGGAGUAUCAAUUUUGACAUCCUUCAUUUCAAGUCUAAAUAUAUGAAAAUACAUCCACAUAAACUUUUAGUAGUAGCUGUAUACUAUUUCUUAUGCUGUGUGUAUGUUACUGUAGACACAGAGCUGACGCAGACUCUGUGGAUAUACCCCACUCUUGAAUAUGAACAGUACCCUAUUUCUCAUGUAACAAACAUGGUGCAGUUUACAAACACAUAUUCUAACAGAUAAAAUGGAACUCAGGAUCUCCUGGAGCCGACGUAUAGCUAUUAUUUACACAUUGUGUAUAACGGUUUUAUCCAUAUUGUUGGUGCCAGAAUGCAUUGCUUGUAAUGGUAAAACAGAUGGAUUUCGCCAGGUGCUCAACUCUACGACUGGUAUAAUAUCAGAUGGCAAAGGAGAUUAUCCGAUAUCUGCUCAUUGUGAAUGGCUCAUUCAAGCUGGGAGCCCAGAUAAAUUCAUCACACUUAAGUUUGAAAACCUGAGUGUAGAGUGCUCCUAUGACUAUAUCUUCAUCUACGAUGGGGAAUCCUACAACAGUAAGCUUCUGGGGAGCUUCUCAGGCAGUAACACCCCACCAGUCAUCACUGCCACAUCAGGGAAUAUGCUGAUAUACUUCUACAGUGACAGGAAUUAUGCCCUUGAGGGUUUUAACGCCACCUAUACAGUAACAGACUGCCUGCUUGACUGUAGUGGGAAAGGCACAUGUAAUAGCCUUACCCACACAUGCCAUUGUCAUCCUGGUAUGACAGGAGAUGGCUGCCAGCUUCAGGAAUGCCCAGAUUUUUGCUCCCAGCCAUUGGGUGAAUGUAUUGGAGGGAAAUGUGUAUGCAUAGAUGGCUUUACAGGAUCAAACUGUGCCCUUUCAAUGAAUAGCACCAUAGGAAAUAGCUCCUGGUAUCCGGUUGCUCCUACUGGAUCAGGCUUUACAGCAAGAACAGGCCAUGCUGGGGCCUUUAUCUCAUCAUCGAAUAGUUUCUGGUUAUUUGGUGGCAAUACUCUAAAUGAAAUACUCAAUGACUUGAUACGUUAUGACUUCCCGAGCAAUAAGUGGAUUGAGGUGACCAAGAGUGGCACGUGGCCGGAAGCUCGGAAUAAUCACGCAGCAGCUGCAACUCAGUCUGGGUUGUUUAUAUUUGGAGGCAUCGCUGCCAAUGGGACUCAUUUAUCAGACCUUUGGUUUUAUGACAUCACAUCUGGGGUAUGGAUUGAGAAAGCACUGGCUGGUACAGUGCACCCUCCGGGGCUCUCUGGCCACACCUUAACACUGGUAACUGAUGGCAACUCUCAGUAUCUUUACUUACUCGGUGGACGUGACACUUAUGGUGCGUACCAAUCUGCCCUUUACUGCUAUGACAUCCUGGGUACUACGGACACCUGGAUAUAUCUUACACCCAAGGGGGGCAAGCAGGAACUACGUCGACUUGUUGGCCAUUCAACAGUGUUCCACCCUGAAUCAAAAUCCCUCCUUGUGUAUGGUGGGUUUACUCCUGACUAUGCACGCUUCAGUAAGCGCAGUAAACAAAUACACUCUUACCAUAUAGAAUUGAAUUAUUGGUCUCACCUUGAUGCUGAGCCACCCUACCAUCUCAAUGAUAACGCAUACAGUUUUAUUGAGCCUCCAAAGGACCGUGCGUUCCACUCGGCCAAUAUAAUAGGCAAUUAUAUGGUGGUGUAUGGAGGGAACUGUCAUAUUCAUCAACAUGAGGAGAUAUGCUAUGAUAAUAAGCUUUACCUGUAUCACUUAGGGUGCCAUGUUUGGAUUAACCACACAGCAUUAGAGUUACCUUGGACUGGAGGUGUAGCAAGCUCAGGAUUUGUCGGUGGCAGGUAUAGUCACGUGGCAUCAGUAGCAUUUGGGAACACACUGCUUAUAUCUGGGGGAUACCAGGGCACUGCUCUGGGGGACCUUAUUGCAUACAAGGUGCCCCCUUCAAUGGCUAGAAAUCAGAAUGAUGACAGUAUAAAAGACCAUUGUUCUGAGAUCACUGAUGGCAACUACUGUCGCUUUGAUCCGGAGUGUGCGCUGUGUACAAGCAAGAAACUUAAUGAUAUGCCUGGAUGUAUUCACAGAUCUAAAACUGGCGAUUGUAAUAGUAAAGGCAUCAUGGAUACCUCAGAAUGCCCUGGUAUAUGCCCCGCCCUCAAAGACUGUCAAUCAUGUGCAGUUCAAGGGAAAGGCUAUACAGUCACCACAGAGACCACCAAACAUGGACUAAAGUAUAACGAUCAGUGUGCAUGGUGUGUAAAGGAAGCCACAUGUCAGCUUAGUAAUGUGACAAGAGGUGCAUGUAACCACACAGAUGGGAGGAGGUCAGGCCUCACCGGAUGGUGGGGUAUAAUGAGCCAUCGACCAACAACUCUGGAAAUGUGUCGUCUUCAAGACAAACCUGCUGGAUUACACUUCCUGAAAUACCUCCCACCUCAGAAUCUUGAACAACCUGAUGAAGUGAUUAUCAUUCGGAAUACAACAGCCCAAUUUAUUGCAUUUGGUAGAAGACAACUGAUGGAAAUUGAGCAAACUCUAAAACCUGGCAAAUAUAUCGGACUUAUGAAAGGUUUCAUUUAUCCACUGGAGGCAGAGACACCCAGCAGGGAUCCCAUAAAAGUCACGAUGGUAGCCAAAAAUGCCCAAUCUGAUGUCUAUCUCAGUCUAGAUGACACGAAGGCACGCAAGGAGAAAGUGGCAUCACUGGCUUAUUCAAAUGUCCAGAGUGAGAUCAACGCUGUUAGGCCAAGCGGGGAGGCUAUAUUUCCUGUAAAUGAUCGCAGCUCUAGAUAUUAUGUAGAAUACACAGCUGAAUUGGAGAUAUUUGAUGACGUCAGGGUAGCCUCUAUGAAACUGUUUUGGAAUGGUGCUAUACCUGAUACUUCAAAGCUACGACAGGAAUUUUUCAAUGAAUUUCUCGAACCAUACACAGACACCGCCUCUAACGCAAACUGCAGUAACCUUGGCAACUGUCUAGCCUGCCUGAGUGACACUGUAUGUGGAUGGUGCAAGAACAAAGGAAAGUGCGUCAUGAGGAAUGAUGUCGAUAACGCUGGUUGUGCUACUACAUCUGCUACAGAACUGGUUAUUACACCUGCUGAUUGCACUGUUUGUAGCGAUCAUCUCUCUUGCCAUAUAUGUGCGGCAGAUAGGCUUUGCGAAUGGCUACCUAAUGAUGGGCGUUGCAUGAGAAGGGGAAGAUAUGUGAAUGCGAUACAAUCUGUGGGGCAAUGUGCUGCCGCUUGUCAUCUCCGUAGUAACUGCUCCACAUGCAUUGGAGAUAGAGGAGAAUGUGCCUGGUGUGGGAGCACUUCCACAUGUUUCCCAUUCUCCGACUACAUCACCCGCCACAACUUUGGGCAAUGCACUGAAUGGUUUGACAGCAAAAGCCAGAAUUGCAGUGAUUGUUCCCAACAUACAACCUGUAAGAGCUGCCUCAAGGAGUUCCAGUGUGGCUGGUGCGGGAAUACAGACAAUCCAACCAUAGGGCGAUGUCUCUCUGGGGAUUUCACUGGUCCUAGUGAAAACAACAAUUGCUCAGCUUUGGUAGCAGAAGUUAACAACAUCACCGCCUCUGAACCUGCAGCAUGGGCUUAUGGGAUAUGUCCUGAUGUGCAGGAGUGCACCCUGGGAAUACAUGAUUGCCACGAGAACGCAACUUGCAUCAAUACAUUUGAGAGUUAUAACUGUACUUGUAAGCAAGGAUUUGUGGGGGAUGGCAAGGAGCAGUGUGAUGUCACGUGUUUCCAUGAUUGUGUCUUCGGAACAUGCUCCGAGGCACCUGACUACAAAUGUAUCUGCGAUAGAGGCUGGACGGGUGAAGGCUGUGAUAUUAACUGCCAGUGCAACAAUCGCAGUACAUGUGUGUAUGGUGUCGGUCAGUGUGACAAUUGCGAGGAUUGGACUAUGGGGACUCAUUGCCAGGAAUGUAGACCUGGUAGUUAUGGCAACGCUAAAACAUCUGAAGGUUGUAAACAGUGUGAGUGCAAUGGACACGCAGACAAUGGCUUAGGCACUUGUAACAUGUCUACUGGUCAGUGCUACUGCAGGGAUAACACACGUGGUGAUCAUUGUGAGCUCUGCCAGGAGAAUUACUAUGGAGAUCCAAGAAAUAAUGGCAGAUGCUACCUAAAGUGUGAUGGCCGUACAGUUGUUACUGAUGUAGUAGAAGGGGCCCUUGGUUCCCAUGACGGCUCAGGAGUGGCGGACCCCUUACAUGCAUAUUGUGUGUGGUUCUUAACUGUUCACAAUGAGCUGACGUUCCCACCUGUCUCUGGUCCAGCAUCACCUAUUUUGCUAACUGUAGAGAAACAGAUGUCUGCUUUAUGCACAAAUGAUUAUGUUUAUGUGUAUGAUGGCAUCCCAGAUUUGGUACAUGCUCAGGACAAUGGUAACGCCACACUCCUGGCUGCCCUGUGUGGGCCAAACCUGAUGCAUGAUGUCACAGUGAUUGCCACCUCGGGCUAUCUUACAGUCCACUUUGAGGCAAAUAUAUUACCAGGAUCAGUUACAAAGGGGUUUAAUGCCACCUAUCAGAUACAUCGCUGCCCGGAUCACUGUCGUGGAACCCAGGAGUGCGUGAAUGGGGCUUGUGUGUGUAAGGCAGGCUAUGGGGGAGUGGGCUGUGAAUUGGUCUUAUGCCCCAAUGACUGUAUGGCAAAUCAAAGCCAGGGUUAUUGCGACCAGGCCCUGGGUCAGUGUAUGUGUUCAGAUGCCUACACAGGAGAAGAUUGUAGCAUCCCCUACCUUCCUAUUCAAGCUAAAUACCAUGACGCAAUCAACCCAUGGCGUGGAGACGGGGCUUCUGCAUUCACCAGCCAUCUCUCACGUAUGGGUCACGUCAUGGUGACAUGUGAUGAUGCUGUUUUCUAUAUGUUUGGUGGUUACUCACUUGCCAAUGGGGCUAAAAAUGAUAUGUGGGUAUACACAGUUGGCUCCAAUUCCUGGGAGCUGUUGAAACCAGAUAACACUGCACCACCUCCUAGGUACUGGCAUGCUAUGGUGUGUAUUCCUACGUUAAAGAUGAUCUAUAUGUUUGGGGGACACAUUAACACAAUGGGCUCAUAUAAUGAUUUCUGGAAGUACAGCAUAGAUGCCAAUAGAUGGAGCCAGCUGCAGGUACCAGGUGGUUAUGGGACAGACACAGAAGCAGACAGCUGGAGUCACAUGCAGACUUCUAACUUAGAUGACAGCAUGUACAUUGCCCCAAUGGCUGGUCACACUAUGACGCUGGUGACUGACACAAAGUUCGUAAUCCUUGGGGGAUUCUCCGCGGUUAACUACUACUCAGAUAAAGUGUAUGAGUUUGAUGCAGCCACUGAUAUAUGGAAAGACCUUCAGCCACGUGGAUCAUAUCCCCUUGGUCUUUACGGUCACAGCGCUGUGUUCCACCCACACAGCAAUGCCAUCUAUGUUUUUGGUGGAUAUGAGUAUAUGACAAACACAACAGUUGAGACAAACAGGCUAUAUACACUUCACUUGCAUCAGAACAGAUGGAGCAUGCUGCCUCAGGAGCCCGGUACUAUGGCUGACAAGCGCUACUUCCACUCUGCGGUCGUGGUUGGCGAGUAUAUGGCCGUUGUUGGAGGAUGGAUGAGUGAGAGUUACGUGACCCAUUCUAUACUGCUUUAUAGGUUUGACUGUAAUACAUGGACUCCAAUGACCCCUAAUGGUGAGACAAUAUUGGGUGAACCAUUUGAGACUCUAGCUGGUGUGACUGCAAUAUCAGAUAACAAUAACAAUAUCUACCUCAUGGGAGGUUUUAAUGGUGUAAGCCAAGGCACAAUGGUGAAGCUAACUGUGCCUGAGGAUAUAUGCAGCCUGGUCACUAACAUUGACUUGUGUUCUGAACAGUUAGGCUGUUCCUCCUGCCAGAUAGAAGGAAACAAUGGAACCAUCAAAUUUUCUGCCUGUUAUUCAAAUGACAAGAAUGUACCAUUAGAAUGCUAUGAGACGAACAAGACUACAAUUCUGAAGAAUGGCAAACAUUGCAACACAGCUUGGAGGGAGGGGGGAAGAGAAUGUGGCGUUCAUACUAACUGUAGCGAGUGUCUGGCUAUCUGGCCUGCUCAUCCGAGUGCACAAUUGUUGUGCCAGUGGUGUAGUGGAUGUGACCAUGGCAAGUGUAUUCCACUUGGCCAUAGCUGUCAGCAACUCAACCCAUGUACUCAGCUCCAACAGGGCCACACAGACUCAAGCCAAUGCCUAAGUAUUCAAUGCGCCUCAAGCGAUUGUGAGAAAUGUAUUGAAGGAAAUAAAUGCUUUUGGACCAGGCAUCUUACAAGGGCAUCUGAAAUUGGUCGACGCCUGAACCAGAUUCCAAUGUAUGGUUGGGGUUGCUUCAGUAAAUCUCUUGAACCAUCCGUCUACAACCAGUAUACCCGCCUAGCACUGUCUCCUCCAGACCCUUGCCCUACCAGGUGCUACCAACACGCUACAUGUGAAGCAUGCUUGGAUGCUGAUGGAGCAGAAGGUGGAACAACGUAUUGUAUGUGGAGCCAGUAUCUUAAUGAAUGCAUGACCCCAACGUACCUCCCUCUGCACUGUAGCAAUGGGGAAUGUGGUCAUAUGAUUAUGGGAAACAGUGCUAUGAUGUGUCCAGCCAAAUGCAGUAUACACACACAGUGUAGCCACUGUUUGGAGGCCCCAACCUGUGGCUGGUGCGCCUUUGGAGGCCUCAAUGGACGAGGAGUGUGCAUGGAAGGAGGACCACAUGGUCCCCAGUAUGGAUUAUGUAAUUCAAUGAAUGUAACACUAGGGAAUGAACCACUACCAGAGAAAGCACAGAAUUGGAGUAGGGAUGCUACUGGGGAGCCUAGCUGGUCAAUGAGUUCAUGUCCCGCAGAGAAUGAGUGCACCAAUGGCAACCAUGACUGUCAGGAGAAUGAGAAAUGUACAGAUAAGGAAUCUGGUUAUAUAUGUGAAUGCAAGCACGGCUACCAUAGAGACCCCUUGAGUGAAAUAUGCAAACCAACAUGCUCCCAAGGAUGUGGGGAGCAUGGUGUAUGUAUGGAACCAGAGAAGUGUGUUUGUCAUUUUGGUUGGGUUGGUCACAAUUGUUCCACGGAGUGUCUGUGCAACAAACAUAGCAAUUGUGUGAGUGUAGAGAAGAAAGAUGUCUGCUUAGAAUGCAUGAACAACACCCAGGGUACCCAGUGCCAGGAAUGCAAGCUUAACUACGUAGGGAAUCCUAUAGAUGGAGCUUCUUGCGUAUCUUGUAGAUUGUAUUGUAAUGGUCAUGCAGAGACAUGUCUUGAGAGAGAUUUGGAACAGUCAGUCCUGCUCUCUAUCUCACAUGGAAGCUCACAUAACGUGAGUGUUCCCACUAGAGGACCCAAGGAAGAUGCCGUGUGUGUGAAUUGUACCAACUUUACAAAGGGCGACACAUGUGACCAUUGCAUGACGGGACACUUUAGGGUCUCUCAGGACAAGACGCAAGCAUGCGAAAAGUGCAAGUGUCAUGGCCAUGGAGACACAUGUGAUGCUGACACGGGCACAGGGUGUCCUUGUGGUAACAAUACUGAAACACCUGGUAGAUGUACUGGCCAGUCUUCCAAAGAUGAUAAAAAUGCACAAUGCUCAGACAGUCAGUGUUCAUUGUGUAAGGAAUAUUUUGACGGGACACCUAAAGAUGGCCACCAGUGCUACAGGAAGAUGAUUGUGGAUAGCGAUUAUUGCUUUGACCCAAACACGCAGAGGUAUUGUGAAAAUACACCUGCUGCCCUCUAUCCACGAAGAGUUGUCUUUUUUGCAGUACAUCCAAAAUAUCAGAACGUUGAUAUCAGGAUCACUAUAGAUGUCACUAAAGGUGGUGCUGAUGUGUAUUUUUCACCACAUGCAGAUGUGUUUGUGGUCACCUAUGACCCAGUAGCUGAUGAGCAUUAUGUCGACAUAGACCCAAUGUACAAGAGUCGACUUGUAACAAGUGGUACAGGUGUCAGAUCAAAACGUUACUUAGACACAUAUGAGUAUGUGAUGGGCUCCAGAGAACACCUAGAAGACACACUGACAACUACUACUGUUGAACACAAUGGCUUUACUAGUCAGUCUCUUUAUACACCACAAGAUAAAUAUACAGAUUCACAUUCAGUUAGUGUGUUAAAAAGGAAACGAAGAGAUGAAUCUAAUCAGAACUCAACUACGCAAUAUUUUCUCAAUGAAGCAACAGCAAAUAAACUCAACACUUUCCUAACGCUGACCCAACUAAACACAACUUUAAUUGUGCGACAAGUCGAGUUUAGACUUGUCAUCACUCUACCGCAUGAAAUACACAACUUAAGGAAAUAUAGAUUCUAUGUGAUAAUGAAAGGAAGAAGUUCAAUAGAUAGUAACCAAACAUUUGGCAAGGUUUACUUCAGACAGGAUCAACCGCAUAUAAAUCUUUUUGUAUUUUUUUCAGUGUUUUUCUCGUGUUUCUUUCUCUUCCUUGCCCAAUGUGUUAUUGUGUGGAAAGUAAAACAAGCAUUUGACCUACGUCGCUCUCGGCAGCAACGAGCAAUCGAAAUGGAGCACAUGGCUUCACGGCCAUUCGGCAAAGUUUUAGUGUACAUUGAUACAAGUUAUGAGAACUCAAUAGAUGGGUUGUCUUCACCUCCCACUCUACGCAAACAUAAACACCCAUCGAAACAUAACUCAAAAUAUAUGUUGUCGAGUGAGACGCGUGAUAAUCCAGAGUCUUAUCUGAACAUCAAUCCUUUAGCCCUGGAGCCAACUGAUGAUGGAAUUGCUGUUAUCGGCACAGUCAUGUUUCAAAUGCCAGGUGGCGCUAGUGCCCCUGUAAAGACAUCAUUGGGUUCAGCUUUGAUGAGUAUGCGUCAAAUGUACCCAAGCCUGCACCUGCCAAAGCAAGGGAUUAGGAGGAGAACUAGUGCCCUACAGACUAACUGCUAGGCAUAGCAUUAUAGAUAUCUGUUUAACUGCUAGGCAUAGCAUUAUAGAUAUCUGUUUAACUACUAGGCAUAGCAUAAUAGAUAUCUGUU
Messenger RNA from Owenia fusiformis, 9263 nucleotides. The record is from the annotation of a GenBank genome assembly. Lineage: Eukaryota; Metazoa; Annelida; Polychaeta; Sabellida; Oweniidae.